This is a messenger RNA of Spirometra erinaceieuropaei, 5306 nucleotides long. The record is from the annotation of a GenBank genome assembly. Lineage: Eukaryota; Metazoa; Platyhelminthes; Cestoda; Diphyllobothriidea; Diphyllobothriidae.
AUGGAGGACCUUAUUGCCCUGGUACCGGGUACAUGACCAAAUAUUUCUUGCGUAUAACUCCUUCACUAGUUGCGGCUGUGGCACUUGGCGUCCUGUUCAUUCAACCCUUCCACCGUGGCUUUUUUCUCAAUGAUACAAGUCUGUCCUAUCCUUACCGAUCCUCCACGGUAUCGACACUGGUACUCAGUCUGGUAGCCCCAAGUAUUGCGGUUGUUAUGGUAGCAUUUUUGAAAAUUUUGCUUUUAACAUGAUCUUGCCAGAUCAUCAUUGUGGAGGUUUUGCGCGGAAAAACUUAUGGUCUGAGUAGGAAGUUCCGGGGAGCUUUUUUGGUAAAUUUUGAGUUAAUUUUACCAACACACAGCCGUAGGUCGGUCUCUGUGUGUACAAGUAUAUAUAUCUUCUGGCAUUGGGUUUUGCAAUAACAGGAGUUCUGGUCAAUGUUGGAAAGGUGGUGAUUGGAAGACUGAGGCCUCACUUUUUCGCGGUCUGCCAACCGCAGGACUUUACCGCAGUUCCGGAUGUGUAUAUCACACAGUAUAAAUGUGGAGGAACAGAUAAGGAGAGGCUGGAGGAUGUGAGGUAUGUUUUUUAUCAUUUACAUGUACACGAAUGGGAUUCUAUCUCUAGUAUAAAAACAUAUAAAGGGAGAGAAUUUACUGCCGAUAUGAUACUUUCAGUAUAAAAGAUUGUGGUAUUCGAACACGCAGAAUGCACCCUGAUGUCGCAUCAUUUGCUAUAUGCCCCAGUGAGUAGUUGAUUUGACACUGUGCAUGUGGUAAUACUUUUCGUAGAGCAGUAGAAUAAGUCGUUAUAAUAAGAAUUAUUCUAUAGAGAGUGAUUUUUUUAGAAAAACUCUACUAAUUCGCAUCAUAUAUACAAAUCAUAUAUUAGAUUCAGUUGUUCUUUAAAUUACUCAGACUUUCAUUCCCAUCUGGGCAUUCUGGAUUCGCUAUGUACACGGCUGUAUUUAUUGCGGUAAGUGGUAGAAUAUUAUUGAUGAAAUUUUCUAGAACCCACUGACAUUUGUAAAUGAUGUUAAUAUCUUUACGAUGACAAUGACGAACAGGAGUCAUAAAUAUUUUUGAAAACGAAAUUACAACAAAUGUUUUGAAGUCAGUAGGCUUAGUGAUACGAAGGCGGUUUAUGGCGUUAUGAUGUUUACUUCACAAUCAUACUGUUACUGUUUACUAUGUUCUUACUUAAAUCGCUUGUUGCACACAAGCAAAAUGGUGCCCCUCAACAUACCCAUGAUUUUCCUGAAACAAAUUUCAUUGCCGUAAAGGCGUGCUUAGGGAGAAAGAAGAACUGACUCUUCGAUGUUUUUUGCCUUCAUUAGAUCUAUCUGUACUAUCGGGUCCCACGGAUGGCCAUCGGAAUAGCAUUACGGAAUCUCUUUCAGAUCGCGGCACUUUCCUUGGGAACAUACGUGUCAAUUACGCGAAUUUCUGACUACAAGCACCACCCGACUGAUGUGCUCGCGGGGAUCGUUCUUGGCACACUCGUAGCAGUCUACACGGUUGGUACCGUUCUGUUUAACGCAAUUUUCAGUUCGCCAAAACCUUUUUUGCAUCUUUGUGGUGCAUAUGACUUGAUCACGUGCGACCAAAAUCUCAGAGGUGUAAAAAACUUUCAUCGCAGCACACAACAAGCAGCCUUUUUAAGGUGAAAUAUCUGAAUAUAUAGCUAAGCCUGUGUCUGAGUGAAAAGAGGCAAAAUUAGCCCUGUAAGCGACGGGUUUCAGAGUGAAUAAAGUGUGAAAACGAGUUGGUGAGUAAGCGUUUGUUUUUUGGCAAAUCCUCGCUAGGCCAGUACAUAUACAACGGGACGGAGUACAAUUCAGACAUGUCACUGAUUAGAUAAAUCGUUGAAAGUUAGUUUUAAAACACAGUCGGGGUGAGAGCGGAAGGGCGUGGAAAGUUGCAUGCGACUAGGCAACCUGACGGGUUUAUUUUAAAGAACAUUGUCGAGCAACUGGCAAGACACAUCACACUAAAUUUCGAAAAGAAAACUUUGUCUCGCAAAGUUCCUUUUCAAGGAGACGCUGCGAGUAAUAUCCUGAGAAGACGCCUUGAUCAGGCUGUCUUGCGAACCUUCCCAGCAGCAAAGGAUCGAAUUUUAUUUUCUACUAUCCCUUUUUUGCAUGAAGAAGGAAAGAAUAGGUUGCCACCUCAGUGAGCAGCUAUUCCUUCACGUGGUCCUGUGGAGCAGGUUAUAUUGGUCGUACGAGUCGGCAUCUAUCCAAAAAACCACUAGAACAUCUCCCCUCAUGGCCGGCAAAAGAUAAAACCAGGAGCAUAAACAGCGCCAUUGUUGCGCAUGAAAUUGAUUCAGGGCAUCGUGCGGGCCCCGGCGAAGCUUUACAUGUAAUUUAUAAGGUCCCCUUGAGCUCCCCUAAGCUAAUAGGCCAGUGUCUGUUGGCAACAUCAGAAGCGGGCGCAGUCAGGUUACGAACCUCGUUCAGGCUCCGGAUUUACUGUGGCCAAAGGUGAACCAACCACAUGUAACUCCCGCGCCCUUCCGCUCUCACAUGGCCGGUGCUUUGAAACGAUUUAUUUAAUCAACGUCAAGUUUUACUGUAUCACGUUCUCAUAAAAUUGUACUGGCUUGAGGAGAAUUUGCCGAAAGCAACGUAUGCUCUCCAAGUCGUUUUCUGAAUUCUGCAAUGGGCAGAAAACUAACCGCAUUAAUAAUUAUAUCCGAUCGCAUUGGGUAACGCUUUGCACAGACUUAAUUCCUCAGUGCGUGUCUGUAGUACUAAAGAAUACUCGAAUCUAUACCUGCUUACCCGGGUGUACAAGCCUGCUAACGAAAGAGACUGUUAGAUCCUAAGGUGACUCUAUCGUGACCCACGAGCAUCAGCCUGGAUUGAGACAACAUUUAGUAUCAAGUGACGACUCCAUUACCACAAGUGCUAUGGAAAGACAGAUCGGAAGGGUAUGGUUUAUUGCCAGGGUUACUUACUCAAGGGGAGCAGUUGUACUAAAAGGCUAGGCUAAGUAUUAGGGUUAGAGAAAGGGUUUGGUUUGGGGUUAGGUUUAGAUUUGCCUGCCGCAUAUCGCCUUACGGAAUCUGGCAUUUUUAAUAAAUAAUUUUGGAUUACAGGCUCUCCGCCUGUUUACGCGCCCCCAAUUCGCAUCUUUCAAGCAAUGGGGUCUGUUCCGGCAACCUGAUGGAGCAGUAAAACAAAGUAUGGUAGAAAUAUGACUUCGCAAUGCCUUCCACAAAUCCAUUAAUAGCCACUUCCAUCUACCCUACUGAUAAAGCUAAUAUAAACACUCUUCAUGUAUUGCAGGAGUCGCUGAGCUUCAUCGCUUCGGGGGGCUUACAUAUCCAACCCUUGCCGUGAAUUACGCCCCUACCCUCAUGAAGCGGAGGCUUAUUUCGCAAGCACAAUACACUUGAAGAUCUCUUCGGGAGCAAAAUUAUUCAUGGGAUACUUCAGACCUAAUAGUGGAAAAAUCACCGGCCUAAGGUCUGGCGAAUCAUCUAAAUCUGUCAACGCCAGAGUUAAUUUAAAAGAGAUCGGUCUGGUUGAUGAGAAAAAAGUGUUGUCCGUCGCUGGAAGAUCGAGAGCCGCUGGCUGACCAGGUCGCCAUAUUUUGCCAAGCCUAAUUUGGAUCCUGAGAUGAAUCCACCGUGACCCACAAACAUCAGCCUGGAUUGAGACAACAUUUAGUAGCAAGUGACGACUCGAACACCACACGUGCUUUGGAAAGACAGCUAGGAAGGGUAUGGUUUAUGGCCAGGGUUACUUACUCCGGGGAGCAGUUGUACUAAAAAAAUAAUUGGCCGCAUUUAUUUGUAUGUGCCAGAGAAAGAAAUGAAGAUAUCUCGCGGUGGCUGUUUCGUGAGUCUGGUCAAGAUGUUUUGAGGUAGUUAUCGGAGUAAAAAUAUGAAAAUGUAAUACCUUUUUGACAGUGUCUGCAAAGGGACGUUAAUUUCGUUUGUCAUCAUCAUUGAAUGGUAAAAAUAUUGUCCCUUUUAAUUGGCGACAUUAUGAGGGAUCGAAAUUUGGGAAACCACAAAUUUCUUAGAUGCUCAGCUCUUUUGCUCAUUAGCGCUGCUCCCCGGAGAAAGUAACCCCGUCUAGAAAUCAUACCCCUAUCGACAGCUCUAGCGCUAACUAAGUGACUUUAAGAACAGCAACGAGCGGUGAGUUGAGGUCGACAAACCUGCGAGUAAGUAGUAGUAUGCCUUUGACUUUGAUGGUACAAUGCUUGUCUGUCGAGGGGGCUAGGAGGCACCAACUUGUAUUUUGGUUUCCAACGUGUUUGUCAAAUUCCGCAUUAGUGCCCAUAACGAAACAGUUGGAUUCAGAGCGGUAAAAUUGUCGCAAUCACCAGAAACGGCUUACAAGGCUUGCGCUUCCAAGAUUCCCACCCACGUACUAGAAGCGUGCAGUUCUAAUCGAAUCAACGACGAAUGUAAGAAAGACACCACUGAUCACCGAUCGGCAACGCAGUCUUCGAUCGUUGAGUCAGUAACGCGUACGCGGUGAUGCAGCCUGACGUGUGAAUUUGCCGUUAUUGACUAUGCUGUAAAUAACAGCUAUCUGCUGCGUACUUUCACUAAACAGUGAGCCUAAACCUGAGGAGAUUUGCAUACGUCGGUAACGGUAGGGUUUAUGACCCACAAGUAGAUGGCACCUACAAAAAUAUAACCUAAAAUCCACUGUGACUGUAAACACCACCUGCUGUUCGCCGUUCGCACUGUUUGGAAUUUCCUUCCCUUCCUGACUACCUGUAAACUCAUCAGCGGCGUUUUUUAAAAAGUUCGUUAAUUUUUGAAAAUUGCUCUUUGUUAUUUUUCAUUUUCUUGUUCCUUUACUUUGCAAAAUGACAGCGUACGAUAAGACUUUCGGCAGAAGUUUAUCUAUUUCCUGUGUCUUUUUCUUCUCCGUCCUGUAUGUUAUCCCACCCGUAAAACCCCCUCCACCACCAUUCAACGUAUGACACGGUCCACAGGCUAGUUGAAGUUAGUUGGAGAUCCUAAAGCCUAUCGUUACUCAUACAUAUCCGACAGAUCUAUUUUUUGCAGCAGACUCAUUUUGAGACUCUGGAUAUUGUCUUUAUUUACGUGUGCUUUAUCCUCAGCGGUAGAUGUGCACAAUGAGCGACUAAAUUUUACAAGAAAAACAACUAGUGCACUUGAAAAGGCACUAGGGUCGUCAUUAGAUGGACAUUUGCAUUUAUUAAUACGACUUUCGUGUUUGAACCUUGCAGCUAGUCUUUGCAACACAAAAGGAUGAGUUUGAGGACGAAACCGUGGAAGAAGAAAGUUCACUUGACGAAGUCAAAUCAGUAUGA